AUGGAUCAUAAUAGAGAUAAUGGUUGGAGGGAAUUGGUGAAGAACAUGCUUCCUCCCGGUGUUUCUGUUCCUGAUGAUGCUUCUAGUCUUGAUUACUCCAGAGGUUCGGAAUAUUUAGGUCCACCGGUUUCUUAUGAAGUACCGAUAGUUGAGCCACUAGGUGUGAAAUCAAGAACAAUAGAACAAAUCCCUCUGCCGGUGUCUCGUAUUGUUGGUGUAACAGGCUCUCCUAAUCAUAGUCCGAGGGUGUCGGGAAGUUCAGAAUCUGUGGUUUCUGUGUUACUAAACCCUGAUCUUUCUUCCGGUUCGCCUUCUGCUUCACCUGCUUCGGUUCAUAAUCCUUCAAAUGUUGUUUCUAAGACGGGGAUUAACGAAGCAAAGAGGGCGCCUGUUGUUACUUUUAAUACUGUUGAAAGGUCUCAAAUGAAAGAGGUGGUGGAGGUUGUGAAGCCGGUGUAUCCGGAAUAUGUCGGCGUUGUGAAAGAAAAGAAGAAAAAGAAAAUUAGAGUUUGUUAUAGGUGCGGAAAAGGGAAGUGGGAAACUAAAGAGUCUUGCAUAGUUUGUAAUGCUAAGUAUUGCAGCAACUGUGUGCUCAGGGCAAUGGGAUCCAUGCCUGAAGGGCGAAAAUGUGUAACGUGCAUUGGUCAGCCUAUAGACGAAUUGAAGCGUCUGAAAUUAGGUAAAUAUUCGAGGGUGUUGUCCCGGCUGUUGAGUCCUCUUGAAGUCAAGCAAAUUAUGAAAGCGGAGAAAGAAUGUUCUGCGAAUCAGCUUCAGCCGGAGCAGUUGAGUAUCAACGGAUUGCCUUUAAAGCCUGACGAGAUGGCGGAAUUACUUGGGUGCCCCUUACCUCCGCGUAAGCUGAAGCCCGGUAGAUACUGGUACGACAAAGAAUCCGGUCUUUGGGGAAAGGAAGGGGAAAAGCCUGACAGAAUCAUUAGUUCAAACUUGAACUUCUCUGGCAAACUAAGCACUAAUGCUAGUAAUGGAAACACCGAGGUUUACAUCAAUGGUCGAGAGAUCACAAAACUUGAAUUGAGGGUACUCAGGUUGGCAAACGUGCAGUGUCCACGUGAUACUCAUUUUUGGGUUUAUGAUGACGGUCGUUACGAGGAGGAAGGUCAAAAGAAUAUAAGAGGAAACAUUUGGGAGAAGGCAUCAACAAGAUUUAUUUGUGCCUUGUUCUCUCUACCCUUUCCACAUGGACAGCAUCACGGUUCAAGAGACGAGACUAGUAAUUAUACCGCAGUUCCUAAAUAUCUGGAACAGAAAAAAACUCAGAAGCUUCUUCUUCUUGGAAUUCAAGGUUCUGGAACUAGCACUAUGUUUAAGCAGGCCAAAUUCUUGUACGGGAACACAUUUACCGAACAAGAGCUAGAGGACGUUAAACUGAUGAUACAGAGUAACAUGUACAAAUAUCUUAGCAUUUUACUUGAUGGAAGAGAGCGUUUUGAAGAGGAGGUUGUUUCUAGAUUGAAUGGACAAGGUUCUCCUCGUCAAGUUAUGGAACCCGGUAGCAAUGGUGAAGCUAGCACUGCUAGUGAAUGCGUCUAUUCUCUCAACCCAAGACUAAAACAUUUUUCCGACUGGCUCCUGGACAUUAUAGCCACUGGGGAUUUGGAUGCAUUCUUCCCUGCGGCGACACGUGAAUAUGCACCAUUAGUUGAAGAAGUGUGGAAAGAUCCAGCGAUACAAGAAACCUUUAAAAGAAAAGAUGAGCUUCACUUCCUUCCAGAUGUUGCCGAGUACUUCUUAAGUCGGGCUGUUGAGAUAUCUAGCAAUGAGUAUGAACCUUCUGAAAGGGACAUACUAUAUGCAGAAGGGGUUACUCAAGGAAAUGGUCUGGCUUUCAUGGAGUUCUCACUCGAUGAUCGUAGCCCAAAGUACGAAGCUUAUACAGAUAACCCGGAUGGCCAAUUGCAACCUCAGACCAAGUACCAACUUAUAAGGGUGAAUGCCAAGGGCAUGAGUGAAAGUUGCAAGUGGGUUGAAAUGUUCGAAGAUGUUAGAGCUGUCGUCUUUUGCGUUUCCCUAAGUGACUACGAUCAGUUAUCUCUUGCACCAGACAGCAGCGGCAACGGAACACUUCUCCAAAACAAGAUGAUACAAAGCAAGGAGCUUUUCGAAACAAUGGUGAGACACCCUUGUUUCAAAGACACCCCUUUAAUACUAGUCCUUAACAAAUACGACGUCUUCGAGGAAAAAAUGAAAAGGGUGUCCCUAAACGCCUGCGAAUGGUUCAACGACUUUUGUCCCGUGCGCGCGCACGACAGUAACCAAUCACUCGCCCACCAAGCUUACUUCUACGUUGCCAUGAAAUUCAAAGACCUUUACGCGUCCAUCACAGGCAGAAAACUCUUUGUCGCACAAGUAAGAGCAAGAGACAGAAUAACUGUUGAUGAAGCAUUCAAGUACAUAAAAGAGGUUCUCAAAUGGGAUGAAGAGAAAGAUGAAAAUUACUAUGGUCCACCUGAGGAUUCAAUUACAGACAUGAGUUCUUCUUUUUAUGUUAGACAGGAGUAA
Lathyrus sativus (Indian pea) is the source of this 2520-nucleotide messenger RNA. Lineage: Eukaryota; Viridiplantae; Streptophyta; Magnoliopsida; Fabales; Fabaceae. The record is from the annotation of a GenBank genome assembly.